Neoarius graeffei (lesser salmon catfish) is the source of this 1686-nucleotide messenger RNA. Its product is annotated as leukocyte elastase inhibitor-like. The record is from RefSeq and is a predicted model, not a curated record. Bases 119 to 1264 code for a protein of 381 amino acids. The transcript is spliced from 7 exons. Gene Ontology annotation, biological process: negative regulation of endopeptidase activity. Lineage: Eukaryota; Metazoa; Chordata; Actinopteri; Siluriformes; Ariidae. Gene Ontology annotation, molecular function: serine-type endopeptidase inhibitor activity.
UUCCACUUCCGUAUCACUGUAUGGCUUUCGGGUGUACUGCAUUACAACAGCUGCUUGUGUGUCUGCUGCAUUCUGACUAUUCAUCCCGAGUUUCCAUAUAUUCAUCCAGACAUCAAAGAUGGAGAAUUUGAGCCACGCUAAUAGCGCCUUUGCCCUGGACCUGUAUCGGGCCAUAAGCAGCAAUAACCCGGAUGGAAACUUGUUCUUUUCCCCACUGAGUAUCAGUGCUGCACUCAGUAUGGUCUACUUAGGAGCCCGAGGAGCUACUGCUGAGGAAAUGGCUAAGGUUUUGUCCUUCAGUUCAAUCCCUAAUGUUCACACCCACUUCAAGACCCUCAGCUCUGCAAUUAACAGCCCCAAAGCCUCCUACAUCCUCCGACUGGCCAACAGGCUUUAUGGAGAGAAGACUUUCCAUUUCUUGUCUGAAUUUUUGGACUCUACUCAGAAGUUGUAUCAAGCUGAUAUGCAGGCAGUAGACUUCAUUGGAUCAUCAGAAGAGUCACGGAAGCUCAUCAACCACUGGGUGGAAGAGAAGACUGAGGGUAAAAUCAAAGACAUUCUGCAGCCAGGGAUGGUCACAGCAAUGACUCGACUUGCCUUGGUGAACGCUAUUUAUUUCAAAGGAAAAUGGAAAGAUGUGUUUAAUACUGAAGACACUAAAGAGAUGCCCUUUAAGAUAAAUAAGAAUGAGACAAAACCAGUGCAAAUGAUGUACAAGAAGAAGAAAUUCCUCUUCAAGUACAUUGAUGAGUACAAGCUGCAGGUUCUGGAUUUACCCUAUGUAGAGGAAGAACUCAGCAUGGUGGUGCUUUUGCCUGAGGAGUCUCAGGAUGGCUCAGACUCCCUUCAGACGCUGGAGACUGAAAUAACAGUGGACAAACUGCUUGAGUGGACAAAUCCAGAAAAGAUGACCAGGUGGAAUGACAUCAACGUCCAUCUGCCAAAAUUCAAGCUGGAAGAGCAGUACUCUUUGACGGAUACACUGAAUAAGAUGGGCAUGAGCUCUUUGUUUCAGGCCAAUGUUGCAGAUCUUACAGGCAUGAGCAGCCAAGGAGGACUUUUUGUGUCGUCGGUGGCCCACAAAGCUUUUGUGGAGGUUAAUGAGGAAGGCACAGAGGCAGCAGCGGCCACAGUUGUAAUGAUAAGAACAUUAUGCUGGACACCAGAGAAGAACUUCAUGGCAGACCACCCCUUCCUAUUCUUCAUCAGACACAACCCCACGAAAAGCAUCCUGUUCUUUGGGAGAUUCAGAGGCCCACAGUAGAUAUAUACUGUACAAUGCCAAGAAAAACAAUGCUUGUUUGAAAGUCUGUUUUUGUAUCAAUAAAAAUAGAUGAUAUGCACAAAAAAUGUGUUAAAUGUGUUUUGAAAUGCAGAGAGGUUGCUUGUAAGUAAAGUGCAUUGAUUUUAUAUACUGACUAUAUUCCAUCAGCACAGAAACAGAAAGAAUAAAAGAAACCUGUUGAAAUGCAAACAUGUACAGUUCCAUGAUAGAAUUGUUGUAGUACAACUACUACAAACUUCCUGAAGGGCUAAAGGAAUGAGCUUAAUGCAAGUUUAUCUUAUUUCUUUAGCAAUUUAGAUUUUUAAGCAUAUAUUUGUUUAGGCUUACAAAUAUGGCAUUUUUUGUUCCGGUCCCAAGUCUCCCUGCUCUUCAAUAAUAAUAAAGUUCUGGGUUCAAAUCCA